Molecule: messenger RNA, 2985 nt
Organism: Salpingoeca rosetta
Lineage: Eukaryota; Choanoflagellata; Craspedida; Salpingoecidae
Product: histidine-rich glycoprotein
Exons: 13
Coding region: 1-2985 (994 amino acids)
Biological process (GO): signal transduction
Cellular component (GO): plasma membrane
Molecular function (GO): GDP binding; GTP binding; GTPase activity
Source: RefSeq, a predicted model, not a curated record
AUGGCACUGGUUCUGUGCAACAGCGUGGCCCGGGCAGGCACACCAAAGGAUGUGGAAGUGGAAGACCUUCGCAAGGCAUACGAGUCCCUUCCAGCCACCAACGGCAGGAGCAACAACAAGACGUCCACCGCACCUGCGCCGCGUUUCUCCUACAAGUUGGAGGGAGAUACAUGCAUCCUGGACAUUCUGGACACGGCUGGUCAAGAAGAGUUCUCUGGACUGCGAGACCUUUACAUGCGCCAGAGCAACGCCUUUGUCAUCGUGUACGACAUUACGCGCCGUGAUACCUUCGCCGAGGCGCAGAUGCUGCCAACUUUUCUCCGACGCAUCAACGACAUCCAAGGCAGGCUUCCCAUGGUGCUUGUGGGCAACAAGGCCGACUUGGAGCACGAGCGUGCGGUGUCGACGAUGGAAGGGCAGCAGUUUGCAGACAGCCUCGGCUGCUUGUUCUUCGAGACAUCUGCUCGCACGCGUGUCAACGUGGAGCAAGUGUUCGUGGAGGCCGUCCUCUCACAGAUCGGCACCGUCUUGCGUGAUUGCAAGGUGAGCGUGCUCGGCAGCGGCGGUGUUGGCAAAUCCGCCUUAACGGUGCAGUUUGUGCAGGGUGUGUUUGUGGAGCAAUACGACCCGACAAUUGAAGACUCGUAUCGGAAGUUUGUUACCAUCCCCGGCCUGGGGGCGCGCAUUGCUGCAACCACCCAGAGCAAGAAGAAGAUGAAGAAGACGAAGACGAACACGAAGCACAAGACAAAGGGUCACACUGGCCAGCAGCAGCAGCAGCAGCAGCAGCAGCAGCAGCAACAACAACAAGGCAGUGCAGGUGGUGAUACGCAUACGCGCGCUGGUGGGUUUUGGUCGAAGAUGCGCUCGCUCUUCACUUCUCGCAGCCCACCACCAUCACCAUCCAAUGCGCUAGCAGCACCAGGGACUGUCACCACUGCAGCGUCACCGUCGUCGUCGUCAUCGUCGCAGAAGGAGCAGAAGGAGAAGAGCUCACAGCCGACCAUCAAGAUCCAUGGCGUCACCACUAACGGAAUUGUGGUGCAGUUUGGGGCGCUGGGCAAAGGGUUUGAGCCAUUUGACGUGUCGCCUGUCCACUGCAUGGGGUGCAACGCCGUCCUCACCAAGUCGAGCAUCAACUCCGCGCCACCAACAUCACCAACGCCAUCGAGCGCUGGACAGGACAAGAACGCGCACGCGUGGGCGUGUGCACUAUGCGGACAUGUGAACGCACACGUUGAUCUGAACACGGAGCACUUCCCAUAUCUCGACUGUGCUGACUUUGAGCUCACGCCGUCACCGCUCGCCACCGCCACCGACAACGACAAUGCACUGAAGCAGCAGCAGCAGCAGCAGCAGCAGGAGCUUGAUAACAUGCCCGUCGUGUUUUGCCUCGAUAUCAGUGGCUCCAUGGCCACCACGCUGCCCGUCCCAGACCUGCAGGCGGAGUGGGCCAACCUUCGUAGUGGCGGCGGCGGCGCUGCCUCUGGCACCAAGCACGUGUCGCGCCUCGACUGCCUCAAGACCGCCAUCAUCCGCCAGCUGGAACACCUCGCCGUAACGGCCCCAAACCGCCGUGUUGUGCUGGUGACGUUCUGCAGCUCCGUGUCCGUGUACGGCUCUCCAACAGCGGCCCCCGUCCCGCUCGACGCCAACAAGAGCGUGACGGAGGCCGUGUGGGAGGGAGCGCCACGUGCGGCGGUGACAGACGCGCCGUCCAUCUCCGCCUGUCUCGACGAGUGGCGCGCGCUCAUCAAAAGCCUCCAUCCUCGCGACUCCACGGCACUCGGACCCGCACUCGUCACGGGCACCGCGCUCGCAGCGUCGUUGGCAGACAAGUCGGAGCUGUUCCUGUGCACGGAUGGACUGCCGAACGUUGGCGUUGGCCGAAUGGACACGUACUCAGCAGACACCGCCUUCUACUCCACCAUCGGCGAGCGCGCGAAGGAGGGUGGUACUGUCAUCCGCAUCAUCGGAACAGAGGGCCAGGAGUCGCAGCUGGAGCACGUGUCCGCAUGUGCGAUUGCGUCAGGCGGGUCCGUUGUGACGCUCAACCCGCUUGAGCUUGCGCGCCAGAUUCGUGCGCUCUCGCAAGACGAACUGGUGGCGCGAAAUGUGCUCGUGGACAUUCGCAUGCCGGCGUGCUGCCGCCUUCGCAGUGACAUUGACGGUCUCAGCGGCGCCGCUGCCGCGACGACAAUGAAGGACACAACGGAGACGAAGAGCAAUACUGCGGGUGGUGGUGAUGAUGCAAUGAAGAAGGGCAGUACCGCGGGCAAGAACAGCUCGGCAUUGUCAUCGCCAGCGUCAUCCUCGCCUGGCAAAGUUGCGAGUGCGCCGCCGCUGUCGCCAUCGGCGUCACGACAUCACAAAAGGAGCCAGAAGCGCUCAGCAGCCACUCGAACCACAUCACUCAAACUGGAUGUGGGCAACGUGACGAACAACAGCGAUCUCGCGUUGUGUUUCGACGUGGACAAGGCGGCGGUGUUGCCGGGACAGCAGCUCAACGUGCAGGUCAUCGUGCACUUCACAGCAAAGGAUGGAUCAAGGCGCAUGCGCGUGUUGAGCGGCGAGAUGACGGCAGCUGGAAGUGACGACGACUCUCAAGUAGAUGCCGCCGCCCUCGCCGUCACAUGUGCACAGCGGUGCGGUCGCCUUGCUCUCGCCAAGCAGUUCCGGGAAGCAUAUGAGCUCUACCUUGCAUACAGGGCAAAGCUCCAGUCACUCACAGACAGCGAGAGCCAAGUGGAGGAGUUUUACUGCUUCACCCAGGAGACGCAAACGCUGCUCUAUGAGCUGUCACAGCUCGUGAACCAGAAGAAAGCAGCCACCCGCGUCCCAGACCGCAGCGUCAAGGUGUUCCAGGCGAUGCAGCGGUCACACCUCGUGCAGUUUAUGGGCGGUGCGCGCAAGAACGACGUGGUGAAGAGGAGGAAGGGGACGCAGGAGCUUGCAGACCAAUACUACUCGUACCGCUUCGAGUGA